GUGGUGAGCAGCUCACUUCAUCAAGAGCCGCCGGAAAAUGCUGUCGCCUUCUACUAGUGCCGGCGCUAGCCUGCUGCUCGUUGCGGUAGGAGUGCUGCUCUAUCUGCAGACGCAUCCUCGCGCUCUUCGCAGCAGUGAGGUGGCUAGUACGUCACCUAAGCGCAAGGCCAAGAAGAAGCCGCAGCAGAAUGGCUAUACCAAUUCCGAGCCUAAGCCCAUGACUGUGCGCAUUCUGUACGGCACGCAAACGGGUGCAUCCAAGACGAUGGCCGAGACACUGGAGAAAACUUUGUUCGCGCUCAACAUCUCGGGUUUCCAUUUCCAGACGAGUGUCGUGAACAUGAAGGACUACGACCAGGACAAUCUCGAGCAAGAGGCCAUUGUGGUGGCUAUUCUGUCCACUUGGACGCAUGGCCAGCCACCCGAGGACGCCAAGAUGUUCUGCAAUUGGAUUACAGACAUGACGCAAGACUUCCGUGUGUCUAAAAGUUGGCUCAACGGCGUGCAGCACGCCGUCUUUGGACUGGGAAACGCAGAGUACGACGAGGACUACGGCACAGCAGCCAAGAACCUGGACCGCGAUCUGUCAGAUCUAGGCUCCCCGUCCCUUGUGUCUCUGGGUCUGGGCGACGAUAAUGUGGACCAAUUCAAGCAGUUCGAUGUCUGGAUGGACAACCUCGUGGCUGCAAUGUGCGAGCACAGCUCCGAGAAGGCCGUGGCUGCACUGAAGAAGAAUAGCAGCCCUGUGAAGGCUAAUAAGGCUGGGAAGAAGUGGCUGUCACAGAAGGAGUUCCGUCGUCAGAAGAGAGCUAAGAAGGCAGAAGCGAAUGGAGAGACUGUGGAGCUGAAUGAAGAAGAUCUGAUGAAUGAACAGUUCUUGGUGGAUGAUUUCUCCGAUGACGAAGAGCAGAGCAAACAAAACGCCAACGAUGACAGCGGUAUGGUGGAUGUAGAGGAUAUCGGAAAGUCGAUGAAAGAGUCGGAAGCAGCGAGCAAGUCCCGCGAGAUGGUUACACCGAUGCAACGUAAGGCGCUUACCAAGGAAGGCUACAAGAUUAUCGGCACCCACAGUGCUGUGAAGCUCUGUCGAUGGACGAAGCACCAACUUCGUGGACGUGGAGGUUGCUACAAGCAUGCGUUCUACGGAAUUACGAGCUACCAGUGCAUGGAGACGACACCCAGCCUAGCAUGUGCCAACAAGUGUGUAUUCUGCUGGCGUCACCACAAAAAUCCAGUGGGUCGUGUGUGGCGCUGGAAGACAGACGACGCUGAGACUCUUGUCAAGGGAUCGAUUGAACGCCAUCAGAACAUGAUCAAGGAACUCAAGGGACUGCCUGGAUUGAUCCCUGCUCGAUGGGAUGAGGCUUUCACCGUGCGUCACUGCGCGUUGUCCCUUGUUGGUGAGGCUAUCAUGUACCCGCAGAUCAACGAAUUCUGCAAGCAGCUCCACAACCGCCACAUCUCGUCCUUCCUAGUUACCAACGCUCAGUUCCCCGAGAAGAUUGCUGCGCUGGACCCGAUCACGCAGCUAUAUGUCAGUGUUGAUGCCGCUACCAAGGAGUCGCUGCGUGCUGUCGAUCGCCCGCUGUUUAAGGACUUCUGGGAGCGUUUCCUCGCUUGUUUGAAAGAGCUCAAGCACAAGGGACAGCGUACUGUGUAUCGCUUGACGCUGGUCAAAUCCUACAACAUGGAGGAACUGGACAACUACGCGGAACUCAUCAACAUCGGCCAGCCCGACUUCAUCGAAGUCAAGGCUGUGACGUAUUGUGGAAAGUCGGAUGGUUCCGAUUUGACUAUGAAGAACGUGCCGUGGCAUGAGGAAGUACGCGGCUUCUGCUCGGCUUUGUGCGACCGGGUGAGUGGUGACUACGCUCUGGCGUCCGAGCACGCCCACUCCAACUGUGUGCUGAUUGCCAAGAAGAAAUUCUGCCGCGACGGUGUGUGGCACACGUGGAUUGACUACGAGCGCUUCCACGAACUCAUUGCUACGUACUACGAGGAUGGCACGCCGUUCACUGCUGAUGAUUACACGGCUCCUACGCCGUACUGGGCACUGUACGACUCGAAGGAACAGGGCUUCGAUCCCGUUGAAACUCGCUUCCGUCGUACGAAGGAUGGCAAGGUUGUCGAGUUCGCGUACCAGUCUACGGAGUCGGGCUGUGGUUAAACCCAUUGAGAAGUCAAAGACAAAUCGAUUGAUUUUUUUUUCAAAUCCGUCUUCAUUUCUUCAUGUUGGUUUUGGUGGUUGUCAUUACGAUGAAAGCGAUCUAAAGACGAAUUGGCAUUCGAGAACUCCGUCCUCUGGGCAGUCGGUGCAGUGGAGUGCGUUGUAAAUUGUGGAGCGGCCAAACUUGGCGCGAAGACUGUCAGGUCGUAAAGCUUUCGCGACUUGAACGUCAAAUGGACCGCAAAACUCGCGAAAUCGACGCACCACGUCUUCACCACGAACUUCGAGCGCUAGACAUGGCGACGAGCACAUGUACUUGAGCAUCUCCUGUCGGAUGAAAUUAGUCAGUUGCAACCCUUAAAAAUCGCAAAAGUUGGGAUACUUACAUGAUACUGACGAAC
Phytophthora nicotianae INRA-310 is the source of this 2568-nucleotide messenger RNA. RefSeq lists its product as hypothetical. Gene Ontology annotation, biological process: wybutosine biosynthetic process. The record is from RefSeq and is a predicted model, not a curated record. The transcript has a single exon. Gene Ontology annotation, molecular function: catalytic activity; FMN binding; 4 iron, 4 sulfur cluster binding. Bases 38 to 2167 code for a protein of 709 amino acids. NCBI's taxonomy places the organism in Eukaryota, Oomycota, Peronosporomycetes, Peronosporales, Peronosporaceae.